CGUCCUCACAAACCGGAAGUGUGAACAAGUAUUUCCACUGAGCACUUUUUGUCCCACCGUUGUGCUUUUCCCUCCGAACUCUCACGCAAUUUAAUUACGAACUUUUUCAUUAUUACGGUUACCCGUAAAACAAGCUCGUUGUUUUAAGUUUCGUUCUUCAUUUUUUAAAACCCCACCCGAGUUUCCUGUCCAGACUCAAACAGUGCACUGUCUCUUUAACGGAAGGGGGCGCCCGCGCAGCUGGAGCCCUUACGUCUUCCAGUUAAAACCUCCGUUAACUCGUUUGUUCAUUCAUAAACGAAACAUGGUUCGCCGCAUUUGAUUUUUUUUUCUUCCCCUCCUCAUUCAGUGGACCCAAUGCGAGGGGCGGGCAGGAGCCGGAUAGGUUCAGCUCGGCCUGGAAGUCGACGGAGAGCGCAGAAGUCACUUCUUCCAUGGCUGAGCCUCGCGGUGCUGUGACUUCAUGAGCGAGCCGUCAGCAGCAGCAGAAGGCAGCGCCGUCCAUCCCGGAGCCCAAACAUGCUCGUUUCCCCGCUGCGUCUGACGAACUGUGCGCGCUUCCGCUUAUCCCGAGUCACCUUGGAUAAAUAGUUUUCCGCUUCCGUUCGACUUCUUUAUUUUUAUUUUUGAUAUUUCUAACACAUGAGAAUACAUCAAAGAAGCGGCGAGGCUUGGAUGGAGCAUUGAGGCAUGGCAGCGAAGGAGGAACUGUAUGCCAAAGUGACUCCUCGGAGGCAGCGGCAGAACCGGCCAAGUACCAUCAAACAUGGGUCUACUCUGGACGUGCUGCUGUCCAUGGGCUUCCCCAAGACCAGGGCCCUGAAAGCUUUAGUUUCAACAGGAGGCAAAAAUGUCCAGGCUGCCUGCGACUGGCUAUUCUCACACUUGGACGACCCUUUCCUGGAUGACACUCUGCCAAGAGAGUAUGUGCUCUACUUGCGACCCAGUGGGCCGCUGCUUCAGCAGCUCAACAACUUCUGGAAGCAAUCUCGCCUUUCCUGUGGCAAGAACAAGGCUCACAACAUCUUUCCUCACAUCACCCUCUGUCAGUUCUUCAUGUGCGCUGACGAGAAAGUGGACGCUCUGUCCGACGCCCUCCAGAACACCGUGACCAAGUGGAAGGGUCGCAUACGUAUGCCCCUCCCCCUGGAGCUCUACACCUCCUCCACCUUCAUCGGCCUGUUUGUGGAGGAGCAGAUUGCUGAGAUGCUGAAGACUUUCGCUGCUGAUUUUGCCACUGAAGCAGCUUCCAAAGCAGAUGUUCAUGUGGAGCCGCAUAAGAAGCAACUUCACGUCACGUUGGCGUACCACUUUCAAGCCAGUCACCUCCCGGCUUUGGAGAAGUUGGCCAAAAACGUGGAUGCGUCUGCAGGCUGUGACUGGCUGGCUGUGCUCCUGUCCAGGGACAUCCGCUUUGCCAACCAUGAGACGCUGCAAGUCAUGUACCCGUAUGUGCCUCAGAACGAUGACGAGUUGGAGCUGUUGCAGGGAGACUUCAUCUUUAUGUCUCCGGUGGAGCAGAGCACUGCCAGUGAGGGCUGGGUGUAUGGCACUUCGCUAGGCACAGGGCUGUCUGGUCUACUCCCCGAGAACUACGUUAGUCGUGCCGAUGAGUCCGACACGUGGGUUGUCCAUGGGUCUCACUCCUUUCUCAACUGUGCCUCUCCAUCUACCUCUGGUACCACUGUGAGUGGGCUGUUAUUCGACGGACACCUAAAUGACAGCCUGUUCGACAGUUUAAUGGAUCCUUCCGGCCUCUCAGGCCUCUGUCCUCCUUUACAGGUGUCAAGACCAGGUUGUCAGCCCUCCUUGUCCAAGAUGAGGCUGUUUGUGUGUCGCCACGGUGAAAGGAUGGACGUGGUGUUUGGCAAACACUGGGUCACUCAGUGCUUUGACUCCAAAGGUCGAUACAUCCGCUCUAAUCUCAACAUGCCGGUCAGCCUGCCAGCAAGAAGCAAUGGACACAAAGACUAUGAGAAAGACUGCCCCAUCACUGUCUUUGGCUCCACCCAGGCACGUCUCGUAGGUGAAGCCCUGCUUGAGAGCCACACCAACAUAGACUUUGUUUACUGCUCUCCUUCUCUUCGCUGCAUCCAAACUGCUCAGCACAUCCUGCAGGGUCUCCAGCAGGAGGGAAAGACAAAGAUCCGUGUGGAGCCUGGCUUGUUUGAAUGGACCAAAUGGGUUUCAGGCACGUGUUUACCCACCUGGAUCCCUCCGGCUGAUCUGACCGCUGCAAACCUGAGUGUUGACACAACAUACAGACCUCACAUCUCCAUAAGUAAAUUGGCAGUAUCCGAGUCCUAUGACACCUAUAUCAGCAGGAGCUUCCAAGUGACCCGAGAAAUCUUGACAGAGUGCAAAAAUCUGGGAAACACGGUCCUGAUUGUGGCCCACGCUUCCUCCCUAGAGGCCUGCACGCGUCAGAUCCAAGGCCUCACCCCCCAAAACUCCAAGGACUUCGUCCAAGUUGUCAGAAAGAUUCCUUACUUGGGGUUUUGUGCUUGUGAGGAGCUGGGAGAGACAGGGGUGUGGCAGCUGGUCGACCCACCCAUCCUGCCUCUGACACAUGGACCAAAUCACAGUUUCAACUGGAGAGAAAUGCUAAUGCAAGACUGAAGGACAUGCUGUCCGCUCCUUUAUUCUCAGCCUGGACUGCUGAACAUUUAUUUAUUUUUUUUUCUUCUACAUCGCUAGAAUUCCAAUCUAACCACCAAACGGACAAAAAAAAAAAGACAGUUCAGCUUCCAUUAAAGACAUUGUGCAAAAAAGAGUAAAGAAAUAAAGCAUUGAUAAAUGUAUACAAAAAUUCUGCUCAGGAAGAGGAAAAUAGAUUUUGCAUGGAGAUAUUUCAGCAAUAGGAGCUGCAGAUUUGGAUAUGUAUCUUGAGAGGUGAUGAAUCUCUGGAGGUCAGUCUGUGGCCCCUGCUCAGGAAGCGAGGGGUGCCUUCUCACUGUGAGAGUGGGCGGAGAAAGACCUCAUAAUAGUUUUUCCAGGUAUCACAAACGAUCAUUAAACUUGUAGCGACAAGUCCCCUUGUAUUAAAGCACAAAGAAAGGUAGACAAUCAGACAAGGGAGCACUGAUCUACAUUGUUUCUUGAUGGUAAGAAGGCAAAUUUAUUACCAUGUUUAAUAUUCUUGUAAAUGUCAUAUCAUUGUCUUCUGCCUACUUUAUCUAUACUCUUCCAGCCAAAUUAGUAUUUUAACUCAUGUAAGUCAUGAGAGUUUACCAGAAGGAGAUCAUUUAACCACAAUAAAAUGAAUAAGAUGGUGUCAGAUUAUGUCUAUGAGCCUCAGCUUAAAGUUUAGCUGUAUUUAUAAUGAUCCUGACGCACUGCAGCCUCAUAAUCUCAUUGCUGUUCAGAUGCUUGGUGCAUUUCAUUUCUUUUUGGCCGCAUUAUGGUUGAAGUUCACAUUGCUUUUACCAGUUAUUUCCUGUAUGACUGCAAAUUUGUUGAUAUUCUAAAAAUGAAUAAAGCCAAAUUGUGGCGUAAGGAACCCCUGCA
Oryzias melastigma (Indian medaka) is the source of this 3507-nucleotide messenger RNA. It is a transcript of the gene ubash3ba, whose product is annotated as ubiquitin associated and SH3 domain containing Ba. The record is from RefSeq and is a predicted model, not a curated record. NCBI's taxonomy places the organism in Eukaryota, Metazoa, Chordata, Actinopteri, Beloniformes, Adrianichthyidae. The coding region runs from base 691 to 2619 and encodes 642 amino acids. The transcript has 14 exons. Gene Ontology annotation, molecular function: protein binding.